Gryllus bimaculatus (two-spotted cricket) is the source of this 2332-nucleotide messenger RNA. NCBI's taxonomy places the organism in Eukaryota, Metazoa, Arthropoda, Insecta, Orthoptera, Gryllidae. The record is from the annotation of a GenBank genome assembly.
AUGGCCAAAAAGAAUUCACUUAAAGCGAAGUCGAAGGCGAAGGCGCGCGUGUCCUCAGGUGGCGGCGGCGGCGGCGGCGGGGCGGCGCUGGGCGGCGCCGGCGGCGCGCCCGACGCCCCCAAGGUGGUGCUGGUGUUCUUCCUGGGCGGCUGCACCUACGCGGAGGUGGCCGCGCUGCGCUUCCUCUCCCAGCAGGAGGACUCGAACGUGGAGUUCCUGGUGGCCACCACCAAGAUGAUCAACGGGGACUCGUUCCUGCGGUCGCUCAUGGAGCCGGCGGCGACCCCCGCGCCCGCGCCCCCGCGCUUCGGCUGAGCGGCCACGCCCCCGGCUCACGACGGCCUCGGCCGGCGCCGGACUCGAGGAAGCAGCGGAUAGAGAGUGCCUAGGUACAGAGAGUAGCGCUACCGCCAACAUUUGAUAUCGCACCCGAUGGCCCCGUCAGGUGGCACUCCAGAGUUGAAGAGAAAUGAUAACACUUGAAGGUUUUGAGCAAAGUAAUAUUGGUUUCGGAUAGGUUGGCGGUCCCCAACGCGCAAAUGGAAUGGCGGAGUCGGCGGCGCACAGGAAUGCGCAUCUCUUCGUAUCUAGUGCCUCUAGGAGCGGAGGGCGGCGGGCGUUCACGAGACGUAGUCCCCGUUGGCAGCCGCCGCCGCGGCGCGCCGCCCGCGCAGCCAGCUCUUGAGCACGUCGGCGGCGUGGUAGUAGUAGACGUAGAGCAGCAGCAGCGUGGCGGCGGCGGCCAGGGCGGACGCCACCACGAUGACGAGCGCGGCCCACCAGGCGCGGCCGCGGUGCUCCUCGGCCGUGGGCGGCCGCUCGCCCUCGCCCGCGCCUUCGCUCUCUCCUUCGCCCUCGCCUUCGCCCUCGCCAGCGCCCUCGGUGGGGCCCUCGCCCGGCGCCGGCGCGGGCGCCUCCGUCGGCCGCUCGCCCUGCCCGUCGAUGGCCACGUCCGCGCACGCGCGGAACUCCUCCUGCGGCCCGCAGCCCACCGCCUCCGUGCCGUUCUCGCAGCGGCCCCAGCUGUUGCCCGCCACGUACCGCCACUGCAACACACGAGACGGGCACAGCGACCCUUUGCACUCGCGUUCGAGAGGGUGGCUGCGGAAACAGUUCAUCUCUUAGAGCAGAUUAGUUUUUCGUGGAGCCACGAAGGAUUUAAUUACCAUCCUGUUAUUUCGAGAGCUAAAGCAAAAUUAAGAGCAGCUGAACAAGUAAUUUUUCAUAACGCAACAAACAAUUAGCAAUUCAGGAAGAACAUAAUUGAUACCCUUGCACAUAAUUCAUCUACUUCUUCUAUCGCUUCUUUUUUCCUUUCUCGAAACAUUGAAAAUGCGUAAAUUACCAAAUAAUAGAGGGAACACUAUAAUGUUCGUUGCUACCUGAAAUUGAGAUGGUAGUAUUUUUCAUUUUUCCCUCCUUUCUAUUAAAACUGAUUUUUAUCACAUCUACAAACACAAACUUUUGGUGCUUUUCUUAUUGAAAAUAAUUUCUUAGAAAGGCAUUUCUACGUUUUAAAGAUACUUCAUCGUAGACUCAAAAUAAUUCAUAUCAAUUUUGUCUGUUGAGAAAAUGGCAAAGGCAACAAAUUGAAUGUCGAAUAUUUAGAGUGUAUUUAUGUGUGUACCUCUCAAGUGCCACUAAAUAAAAGGCCAUUAAUGUAAUCAGUUGGUAUUGAUCUUUAAAGAGUUGUAUUUGAGUCUUUAUCGAUAAUUUCUUUAGUAUGGUUUGAUUUAUUGUAUAUCAUGUAAUAUUUCUGAUGUUUAACAUUGUUCCUGUCUAGUCGAAACUCGUUAUAUUUCAAUUCCAGGUAAUAUAUAAUAUUUUACAUAAUUGUGGUAAAGCAAAUAUACUCGUUUCUUUGUUUUCAUGCAGUGUGUGCUUGAUGAGUGAGAGUGUGUCGCCAUUUACGGUCCGCUCUGAAAGAGUAAUAGAAGACUGGGAAUUUGUUAUUUAAAUUCCUGAUAUUUGUUCAUAACGCACGUAAAUGUGCAUCAAUAUUGAAAGGUGAAAUUAGAGGAUGACCACCUUUGUUUUAUACUUACAAUUGUUUAAAUAAAUAAUGACAAAUAACGUCACUUUUUUUAUUUCAAUUUCCGAAUUCCAUGUACGCAUAAAUCUCUAAUUUAAUUAAUGUUGAAUAUAUUCCGCCGUUGUUCAGUUAGCAUGUUUUUAUCAUUAAUAGAUCAUAAGUUUUUUAUUCCAGUGUCUUAAUAUUUACAAUUUUUAUACGAAAUGGUACUCAAUAGUUUUAAAAAUGUAACAAGAAUUUUUACAAUCCUGGAAUAAAGAUACGAUUUUUGUAAAAAGACACACAAAAGGGUCGAAAUGU